Molecule: messenger RNA, 4442 nt
Organism: Triticum aestivum (bread wheat)
Lineage: Eukaryota; Viridiplantae; Streptophyta; Magnoliopsida; Poales; Poaceae
Exons: 13
Coding region: 1-3942 (1313 amino acids)
Biological process (GO): regulation of transcription by RNA polymerase II
Cellular component (GO): SAGA complex
Molecular function (GO): transcription coregulator activity
Source: RefSeq, a predicted model, not a curated record
AUGGUCGUCUCCUUCAAGCUCUCCCGCCGCGGCCGCCGCUUCUACCCGCCGCCUCCCGCCUCCGCCCCCGCCCCCGCCGCCGACGCCUCGCCGAAGCCGCCGCCGACGCUGACGCUGUGGGAGGUGAGCACCCUCGCCGCGUCUCCCCCGUACGGACACUCAGCAUCUGGAACGACCGUGCAGGCGGGGCCGGGGCUCGGUGGCGGCAGCGGCGUCGCCGCACGAUCGUCGGCGCACGGCGGGGACGGAGCCGAUCCUGCCGAUUUCGGCCUCGAGCCGUCCUUUGCGCUGAACCUGUUUCCGGAUGGGUACUCGGUCGGUGGGCUCGACAAGGGAAUGCUUGUGUUUCUGAUAGGUGAUGAUCCAGAGAGGAAGCCCUACACCAGGGCGUCCAGAGCUCUGAUGUCUGAUAUUGAGUAUGGCUGCUUGCCUAAAGAUAUGUUGCACGGUAUCCCUUGCAAAUUCCAAAAUGGAAUUGUUGUUUGUGAGGUGCGGGACUACAGGUCCUUCCUGUCGAAUGGGAAUGAUUCUUCAGAAGACGACUUCCCCAUAAUGAACAGAAUUGCUCUUAGAUUGGGCACUGAAUGCGUCGUCAAUGAUCUAUCUUUGAUUGCGGAUGCUUCGUGGACUUAUCCCGAGCAAUUGAUUGCUGAGUCGACCAUCAUUAAUUCCUUGCAACCCAGGCUUAAUUUGGACCCUAAGCCAUGCCUUGAAAAGCUUUGCAGCUCUGUUAAGAAGAUCGAUUUAGGUCUGCAUAUGGGAAGACAACGAAUGAAAGAGACGUCUCCUCUCAAUACUUCUCCUGCCCCUCCUGACAAAUGCAAGCCCAAGGAAUGCGACUCCUGUGAAGGUGCAGCAGUAUGCAUUGAGAAUUCAGCUCUAGAAGUCUUGCCAAGCGGAAUACUGAGCUGCUCGCCAGUGAACUGUCCAUCACCUCCCCAAGUUAACAGUGCCAAAUCAACUGCAGUGUCUGAUCCCGAAGAUACUACGCAAUGCUCUUCUUCCAUUAUCAACAGUUCUGCCUUCUGUGACAGAGAACAAAGUGCAUCAAGUACUCCUGCUUCUGAUAAUUUUCUUCAGAAUCAUGAUCGGCAUCAGGUGGACUUAGAUAUCAUGAAGGUUGAUCAUAAAAAGGGACCGUUGCUAACAGAGACAGUUCUACCACAAAAGAGAAAGGAGUGCUCAAAUCUUCUACAUCAAAGGUUGUUUUCAGUGAAAAGUGCAAGGUUGAGUUCCCAAAGUUCCGAUGGCCAGUUUCAAAAGUCAGCGGGGGCUUCAAAUAAACAAGGUCUUAUGCUAGGAUCUCCAAAAGAACCAUCGGUUGAGGACAAGGUAGAUCAGGCAAUUGGCAACAAGGACAUGGAAGUACAUCAACAGAAGUCCUUCUCAACUCCUUCCUUGAACACAAAGGAUCCAUGUUCAGAAAAAUUCGCCGAAAAGGUUAAGCAGGGAUCUCGGAAAGAACUGCCAGUUGAGGUUAUGGCUGAUCAGACCAUGGGCAAAAAGGACAUGAGAUUACAGGACCAGAAGCCCUUCUCAGUUGUCCCAACAAAUCACCCACUUCCUUCCUUCAACAGAAAUGAUCCAUGUUUAGAACAGUUCCCUGAAAAGGUUAAACUGGGAUCUCCAAAAGAGCUGCCGGUUGAGGUCAAGUUAGAACAGGCAAUUGGCAGAGGAAAGGAAAAUGAGCCCCUGUCAAUACUCCCGACCACUCUUCCACACUCUUCCUUGAACAGAAAUAGUCUGCAUGUAGAAAAAAUCCCUGAAAAGGUUCACUCUUCCGAUACAAGGAUGAGAGAAAGUCAUCUGGUCUCAUGUGUAGAUGUGGAGAAUCACGGAGGAGAGCUCAAAGACAGUUCAGUGACCCCUGUAACUUCCUGCAAUGCAAGUUCAAGAAAUGCAGAUGGCAAACCUCAGGAGGAUACAGCUUCUAUGGAGCCCCAACCUACUACUUCAAACAUAAAAGUAUCAGGAACUUCUACCAGUUCUCUGAACGAGCAAAUCAAUUUCGAAGGAAACGGGCAGAAACAAGCUGAUAUUCUGGUCAGGCGUUCGUGCGAGGACAGAAGCUCAAAAGAGCCAGGUGUUACUGAUGGUGCUAGCAGUCAAUUUGGUAUUUCUCCAGAUAUUAAAGUGUGCAUUGGACACCCUUUAUAUAACAUUGAACCUAACAUAGAAAGGAUUCUAUCAGAGGUCAUCCUGACCACCCAGAGGCAUGCACCAGACGGGAAUGCUGCUAAAAUUGAUGGUGUUGAAACAUUGGCGCCAGUGAAUUCCUGCUCACCAUCUUGUUUCAUUCGGUAUGAGGGUGCUGAGGGAAGUCCAUACACGCGGGAAGAGACCAUUUCAUGCUGUCUGACUAGGAGAACGAAACAUACUCGAAAUAUCAGAAGCCUGGUUUUUCACCAUGUACAGUAUUUCUGUAGAGGUAUAGUUGAUCAAUCUCAUUACAUACUUUGCCUUCUUGAGUCUGAAUCACCGGAGGACCAUCAAAUAGCUGUUGAAAUGAUAUCAGGAGAUGAGCGUUUUCACAUCGCUAUUCUUCCCACUUCUGAUCAAGCAAAGAAGUUUGUGGAUCAAUCCAUUCUUCUGAUGAAACGGGAUGGCUACACACUAUGCAACUCUACGAUCUGUAAUGGAUUCCCUGAACUCACACAGCAAUCCGCAGACGUAUCUCAGCCCGGCUAUCUGACUGGAGAACAUCCACAGUACCAGGGGCUCUCGCCUUCUGUUGCGAAAAGCGUUGUGAUUAAUGAAUGUAAGGAUACAGGUUUUGCCUCAGAGAAGAGGCCCCCAGAUGUACAUGCCAAUGCUCGGCAGCAAGGGAGCCAGCAGUGGGGACUGCCAGAUGUACAUGCCAAUGUUCUGUAUCAAGGGAGUCGGCAGUGGGGCCUGACAGACGGGCAUGCAAAUGCCCAGCACGAAGGGAGUCAGCAGUGGGGGAUGCCAGAUGCACACAGAAAUGCCAUGCAGCAAGGGAGUACUCGGCAGUGGGGGCUGUCAUAUGCGCACACAAAUGUUCCACAACAAGGUGGUAACCAGCAAUGGGGGCAACCAUAUGCACACACAAAUGUUCCGCAGCACAGGAGUAACCAGCAGUGGGGGCAACCAUAUGCACAUGCAAGUGUUCCGCAGCAAGGGAGUUACCAGCAGUUGGGGCAGCCAUACGCACACACAAAUGUUCAGCAGCAAAGGGGUAAUCAGCAGUGGGGGCAAACACAUGCACACGCAAAUGUUCGGCGCCAAGGGAGCCAGAAGCAAUGGGGGCAAACAUAUGCACACACAAAUGUUCGACGCCAAGGGAGCCAGCAGCAAUGGGGGAUGCCAGAUGCUCAUGUGAAUCUUUGGCAUCAAGGGAAACAGCAAUGGUCGCUCCCAGAUGAUCAUAGUUCAAAGAGCCAGCAGCAAUGGGUACAGCCAGAGCAGCAACACCCAACGUCGGCAAACGUCGACGCAUCCCACUUCUCGAACCCCGGUUACCCAGUUGAGCAGCAGUACAGCAGCAGAGUCUUCCAGGACCAGAAGCGGGCACCAUUAUCGGGCGGGGCGUGCUCGACGGAUCAGCACCAGCACCACUACUACCCCCAAAGCAGACAGGAUACACCAGGAGUGUCCGGCGAGAGAUGCACUAUGACCACAAGCAUGGGCGCAGGCAGCUAUGGCCAGUGGCACCAGGCUCCGACUCCUCCCCCGCAGCAGCACGACGGUAGGACGUACCGGUGGGGUUUCCAGGAUUUCGGCAGGCAGGUGCAGAUCAACAACCUGCCUCCAAUGCAGGCCGGGAGGAGCGCGCUGCUGUCAGGGCUGCACCCCGCUGGAAGCCCGCAGGCGAGCUCUCCGACCACCGGCUCCGAUGGCAGCGUCACAAGCACGUUCCUGGUGCCUCCCAGCGGCUACCACCAGUACCCGCCGCCGCCGCCGCUGGCGCAUGGGAUAUGCUGAAGGGCGACGUUAUCAAGUAUGGUUUCAUUGGUGCGGCGCGCUUUUGGUGCAGGUUAAAAGUACAGGAAGUACUUGCAUGCAGCAUAUAGGUUACGGAUACUUUUGGUCGAGAUGGAUGAAGUUCCUUCUUUUGUUUCGCGCUUCGCUGGUGGAUAUAUAGCAGUGCACGGUGGUUUGUCUAUGCUCUGGUAGCCUUUAGCCUGAUGGCUACAUUUUUGCGAAGUACCAAGGGGUAGGCAUGCUUAGGAUGGGUCACUGAUGUUUUUGCUUGCAGCAUUCUGUCAUUGGCAUCUUGGUGGUUGCUUGAGGCUCCUCCUGGGCGGCUAGUAUAGAUUAUGUAAACUUUUUCCCAGCGGCUACAUUUUGUUCCUUUUGUUCAUACUUUGUUCAGCGACCUGAACUCAAUUAUAGAUUACGGAUAGAUUAUGGAAACUGCUAUUUUUUCUUUUUUUGCGGAGCGCAAGGGAUAGCGGGAUACACAAACUUGAUGAGAGGGAUAU